This is a messenger RNA of Fragaria vesca subsp. vesca, 1024 nucleotides long. Its product is annotated as probable disease resistance protein At5g66900-like. Bases 258 to 821 code for a protein of 187 amino acids. NCBI's taxonomy places the organism in Eukaryota, Viridiplantae, Streptophyta, Magnoliopsida, Rosales, Rosaceae. The record is from RefSeq and is a predicted model, not a curated record. Gene Ontology annotation, molecular function: ADP binding. The transcript is spliced from 4 exons.
CGGGUGGACUAGAAUACUGUACCUCUCUUCGGAGUUUGAAAAUAGCAGCUUGCCCCAAGGUACCAUCCGUUUUAAUCGGAAGUCUGAGUGCAUCCCUCAAAUACUUGUGUGUAAGUAAUGUAGACGCUCUUCCAAUUUCACGAGGAGGCUUCACAUCACUCCGUGAAUUGAAAAUCCUAUAUUGCGAAAGUUCCCAAAUUGGGCCAGAAUUUAGUGCCUUUCUUCAAAACCUUGUCUCGCUUCAAACAUUGACGAUUAUGUGUUGCGAAAAUCUAGAGAGUAUUCCAAGUUCAGACAAGCUCACAUCCCUCCGCAGUUUGGUGAUUAUGCGGUGUUAUAAAUUAACAAGUCUGCCAAAGGGGUUAGCAGCAUCGUCACAGCCCUGCAGCCUCACCCAUUUGAAGGAAUUGAGAAUUGGUGGUUUCUGCGAGGAGCUCGAUGCAUUCCCAGCUUUUCAGGCAAUACCACAACUUGAAACAUUAGAACUGGAAGGGUGGAAUAAGCUCAAGUCUCUCCCUGAACAAACUCAACACUUGCCUUCUUUAAGACAUUUGGAGAUAGAAUCCUUUAACGGAGUGGAUGCAAUUCCAGAGUGGUUGGGAAACCUUGCGUCUCUCGAGGACCUGUCUGUUUGGGGUUGCGAGAGUCUAAAGUAUCUGCCUUCUGUGGAAGCAAUGCAACGCCUCACCAAAUUGAAAGAGAUAAAGAUCUCCUUCUGUCCCCUUCUAGAAGAAAGAUGCACGGAGGAGACUGGCCCUGAGUGGCCUAAGAUUCGUCAUCUUCCAUUCAUCACGAUUGAUGAUAAAACUAUCAAGAAUUGACCAACGCAGAGUACAAGUAAUUCCUAAUUGCUGAAAGUGCUCACAUUGAGGCAAUCAAGGGGUAUCUAAUUUGUGUUUGGCAAACAAUUUCUCGAGGUUCUUACUAAAUUUGAGAAGUUACUUGUUGUGCAAUUAGAGUCCUGAAAUCGUUGUUACCGUGGAAUCUGUUGCAUGGAAAAUCUCUCAACAGAUUGCAGUGUACA